Molecule: messenger RNA, 10095 nt
Organism: Aedes aegypti (yellow fever mosquito)
Lineage: Eukaryota; Metazoa; Arthropoda; Insecta; Diptera; Culicidae
Gene: Hr4
Product: hormone receptor 4
Exons: 8
Coding region: 2021-5830 (1269 amino acids)
Biological process (GO): regulation of DNA-templated transcription
Molecular function (GO): DNA-binding transcription factor activity; sequence-specific DNA binding; zinc ion binding
Source: RefSeq, a predicted model, not a curated record
CACAACGCUUUCAGACACGAGUGGCGAAUGUUGUUGUUAGUGGAGCCUCGUUCGGGCCCCGGUUGACUCAGCUUCGUUCAGUUGGUAACCUACUUUGCUUCGAUUAGUACACGUUUUUUCCGACUCGCUCCGACGUAGAUUUUGCAAUUCCGUGUGCACAUUUCCUCGGUUCCCUAUCGUUCCGUGUGGGGUCGUCGCGUCUGUGACUAUCCUUUCGGGAUCCUUUUAUCUGAUUUUUCGUCUAAUCGGGCACUCUACUCUGCCUUCAUCGUAUUGGUGUCCUAAUUUCCGUGCUUCCCGUAUGUUCUGUACAGUGUUUUAAGUUUUGGUCCUAUGUGACGGAUUUUUUACCUAGUGGUUCUGUGAAUUGGGUUUAUCAGAAGAUUUGAGGUAGUUUGAAUCCAGAUUAACAGCAAACCAGAAAUAGCAUCACUAAUGUGUAUGUUAAUGCAUCGGAUGCGUGGUGCAGAGAGCUGUUAUCCUUGAUCGUGGCAUCUUAAAAUCGAUUCGUUCGUUGGGGUUUUGAUCGACAUUGACCUUAAACCAUCAGUCUCGUAUUUAAUGUUAUUGUGCUCCAAGAGUGUGGGAUGAAUACAAAAAGUAAAGAUAUUGUCCCGCCUAUGAAGAGUGUAGUUUUCAAAAACAACAUUAUUUGCAGUGAGUGUGCAAGUGCAUCAAAGGACUAUAUUUACCGAGAAGAGGAAAACAAGCUGUGAUGAACGGUGUUAAAUAUAAAAGUGUCUCGCAAGUGAAGGUAGAUCGUUAAAGUGCCAGCAGCUCGACAGCGGGAAGAGAAUUCAAAAUAUGGAUUAACAUGUAGCAAACGGAAAAACUCAACACGAUGCCGGAAACUUGUUGCAGACUAGUGGUUUUCUGGCCACCGUUGGGAUCAGAUCAACAUCGCUUCCCAGAGAUGAAUACUUAAAUGUUCUGCUGAUCUCACCAAGAAGACUGAAUCCCGAAUGUGAUAUACCAGUGCAUCAAUGCUAUAUAGAAUGAAAUAAUUACAAUCCACAUCAUGCAUCUAUCAACAAUCACUGCCAGAUAUUCAAUGUGAUCUUAGUGAAAUAUAAUCAAAGUGUCUUGUUAUCUUGAAGAACCGUCCACCGUUCUACUUUUGUAAUCAUCACUGCCGACGCAUCACUGUAGCAGAUCAAUGAAUGUUGCGAGGACACAUUAGUUCUCCGCAACUCUUCAGUUCUGCAUUUAACGCACUAAGGAUACCACAGAAAGUGAUUCAUCAACCACUGAAAUUCGUUCGACAGAUGAAGAUUCAGUGUUGUAAAAAAAUAAGUGCAUCGCACGAAGAUAUGUUUAUCAGCUGUUGAACCUUGGAUGAAGAAAUCCAAUGUAUGAUUGAAUAAUAAAUAGUGAAGUAAUCAAGAGAAAAACAUAGUAAAUUGUAUUGACGAGUGACCUUUUCAGUGUGCAGUAUCAACUGUGCACCCUGGGAAACAAUCAUGAAGUGCUAGAACUCAGGCGACCGAGCGAUAAGUGAUUCCUCUCAAGUUUAUCAAAAUAUUUACAAAGUGACUGCGCGAAUGCAAGGAAAAUGUGCUUCCUGAUACAGAAGAGAAAUCGCAUCCGAGAAGAGCCAAUUAACCUUACUCUUCUUACAGUGUAAUGUGAAUGAAUCAAUUGAAGGUAGUACAACGAGAGUGUGGAGUACAUCUACGCUUCGCACAUAGAUUUACUACACUUAACCUGUCGCGAAACGAUCCAGCACUUGAAUACGCGUCGCCCUCCCCUUUGUGCGAUUCCUAUGCUUGCAAAAAUGACGUUAUCGCAACUGCAGUUGUUUAAACCUGAUAAAACUAUGGAGAACAGCAAUGUACAAACGUGUGUGUAAUCAGCUUGAAACGGUGUAACAAAUAAAGCUGAAGAAAACCUCUCAACUUUCAACCCGGAAGAACUCAAACGAAGAAAAUCAGCGGUCGUUCGUUCUGCUCGUUCGCUGGUGACCCGUUUAUUAUUUACCUUCUUCAACGCGCGGUUAGAAAUCCAGAACUCCCCAACGAAAAUGACGUCUCUAGGAAUUAUGACACUGAGCCGUGGACCUUACAGCGAGCUCGAUAAAAUGAGCCUUUUCCAAGAUUUGAAGCUGAAACGAAGAAAAGUUGACUCAAGAUGUAGCAGCGAUGGAGAGUCUAUAGCGGAUACCAGCACUUCAUCACCUGACCUUUUGCAGCCUUUGUCACCCAAGAUGUGCGAUCAGCAGCAGUCGGCAGGCCAAUUGGAGCUGGACGAUCCCACCGAGCUCGAGGAUGGCUCUCCAGCUCCAACGGCUGCUGCAAAUCACCACCACCACCUUCAACACCACCCAACUCACCACCACCCUCAUCAUCACCAUCAUCACCCCCAUAGCAAUAAUAUGGAUAAUAACAACACGUUAACAAGCAACAAUAACAACAACGACUGUAUAACGUCACCAAAGUUAGAACAUGAUGGCAGCAUGAUGAAGGACGAUGAUGGCGACAGUGAAAGGGCGUCACCAGAUUCGCCUGGUUUGCUAAUCGACGAACGUCCACCUUCGAGACUGAAACCUGCGGAUCCUGGUGGUUGUACGCCGGGUGCACUUCCUAAUUCCUCCAAUUGCGGUGGGGGCGCUAGUGUGAUACGUUCGGUGGCGGAUGAGCGUCCCCGGUCUUCAAGUCCGCCAAACAGCCAUAAUUUAGCGCUAAUGAAUUCCAUUCAACUCCUGCAACAACACUACAGUGCAAGCGGUAACGCUGGUAGCAGUAGUAGUAGCAGCUCUAUUGGUGCUGCCCAUAGUGUGCCAGGUCAUCAGCAACAACAGCACGUGACCGUACUUGUCACCCCAUCUCGAAUGAAACCAGAUCAUCCGACGACGUUGGUUACGCUAGGGAUGCGAAAACAGGCGCCACCGUCAAUUAAUCUAGCAAAUACCAGCAACAACACCAACAGCAGUAGCACUAAUAGUAGUAAUAAUUGUAACGGUAGUAAUAGCAACGUUGGUAGUAAUAAGAACGAAGAGCCUAAUAGACUUACAUCGACACCGCAGAGUUCAACGUCGUCAUCACCUUCAUCUUCGUCGUCAUCUUCGAACUCAUCAUCGAAUUCGUCAUCAACAUGUGGUGUAUCGCCAAAUCAAGCAAACCAACAACCAGUCCAUCUUCAGAUGUUUCAACAGCCUCCUAUCGGUGGCAUGUCUAAGUUCUCAUCUAGUCAAUCUUUGUCAAACAAUUCAAAUAUCCAACAGCAGCAACAGCAUCUCGCCCAACAACAAAUGCUGCAAGCAAUGCAACAGCAAAUUCGGAUAAAAAAGGAACGCAUGCCGCAAUACACGAUAGUUAACCAAAAUACCAACAUGUCAUUAAUGCAUGGCAACCAACAUCGCCAGCAGAACAUUCACAUGAUUCCUAACCCACAACAACAGCUGUAUGUGAAACGUGAACGACCAUUACCUGGUCAGAGUCACACAGUUGUGAACAUGCCGCCUGUUUCAAUGGCUGGUCCCGCUAAUCACCAAAGGCAACCUCCGAGUAGUCCUGUCCAAGUCUGCAAUAGUACAUCGCCAAUGCAGCCACCAAUGUCACCAAGUCAACAGCAUCAAAACCGACAGCAAAGCCCUGUUCAUAUGGGGUCCAACAAUAUGGGCCAAUCACCACAUAUUAUCAUCAAACGAGAACGGCAAGCAGCUAGUCAAAGUAUGACUAAUGCUAUGCAACUAUCACCAAACAACCAGCGGUUACCAAGUCCUAUUCAAGUCAGUCCUACCACGUCUCCACUAAAUCCCGCCAUGCAGAUACGACACCCCAUGCGGGAUGCUGCCAUAUUAUUUCGCGUAAAAAAUGAAGCACAAUUACCAAAUCUCAUGCAACAGCAACCACCUGGAAUGGCUCACCGGAUAACCGUUUGGCCCGGUGGACAGCAGCGUAUCAAUGGCGUCAAACCGGAAGUGAUCGGUGGCCCGUUACCGCCGUUGCGAAACCAAAUGUCCCCCCAACAGUCGCCGCAGCACCAUCAAAGUCCUAGCCCUAUCGCCUCGCAAACGCCACCACGGAACACCCCGACAGUCAUCAUGGGCGAGUCGUGCGGUGUACGGACUAUGGUCUGGAGCUACGACUCUCCACCGCAAGUACAAACCACUACGCCACCAAUUGCGCCAUCUUCGGCGACAAACGUGACAGCAUCGCAGGGUCCGCUAGGUCCUGGAUCUUCGCUCGGGAUGGGCACCAUUCCUCCCUCGCCGGGUAACCACCAUCACCAAAACAGCAACAGCAGCAGUAGCAGCAGUAGUACCAACAACAACGAGGAGGCGGCGCAUCUACUUCUAAGCUUAGGACAAACCGUAAGGCAAAACGAGGCUCAACCAUGGACUCCCAAUCGAUCCGGACUGCCCCUGAAUAUGGAACGGUUGUGGGCGGGAGAUUAUACCCAGUUCCCCACGGGACACCAAAUGCAUGCUCUCAAUCUCACCUCGCAGCAACCGUGGAAUAUGCCACCGGGUCCAAAAAAGGAAUUGCUUGAGGACAUGCCUCCUGACGAGGAUGAACAACCGUUGGUGUGCAUGAUCUGCGAAGACAAAGCCACCGGAUUGCACUACGGCAUCAUCACCUGCGAAGGCUGCAAAGGAUUCUUCAAGCGAACCGUGCAAAACCGAAGGGUUUACACGUGCGUCGCGGAUGGUACCUGUGAAAUAACUAAGGCCCAGCGCAACCGCUGCCAGUAUUGUAGAUUUAAGAAGUGUAUCGAGCAAGGAAUGGUGCUUCAAGCUGUUCGAGAAGAUCGUAUGCCAGGAGGACGAAACAGUGGCGCGGUUUACAACCUGUACAAAGUAAAAUAUAAGAAACACAAGAAAAACAACCAGAAAGGUAACAACCACCAAAAACUCGGCAUGCCCGGUGACAAUCCAAAGUCGAUGUUCUUGACGUCAUCGACGACGCCGCCGAUCAAGUCGGAAAGUAUUAGUCUGCCAUCGCACCUGGUCAAUGGAACGAUACUGAAAACUGCCCUGACCAAUCCAAGCGAAAUCGUGCAUUUACGCCAUAGACUGGACAACGCCGUCAGCUCGUCCAAGGAUCGGUCGAUCUCGUACGAGCAAGCCUUGAACAUGAUACAUACCCUUAUAGACUGUGAUGCUAUGGAGGACAUAGCGACCCUACCGCAUUUUAGUGAAUUCCUCGCCGACAAGUCGGAAAUUGGCGAUAAGCUCUGUAAUAUAGGUGAUUCGAUUGUACAUAAGCUCGUCUCGUGGACUCGCAAGUUGCCCUUCUACAUGGACAUCCCGGUAGAGAUCCACACCAAGCUACUGACAGACAAAUGGCACGAGAUACUGGUGCUGACGACCGCCGCCUAUCAGGCCUUACACGGCAGCAAAAGCAUAGGUAGCCAGCUCCAAUCCUCGACCGGCGGGAACGGUCCGGGAGGUGGAACCGUUCUCGCACCUGACAAACAAGACUCCGAGUUUGUCGAAGAGAUCACAGCCCACCUGCAUACGUUACAAUCCUGCCUAACCACCCUAAUGGGUCAUCCGAUUUCGAUCGAACAACUGAAAAUUGACGUCGGUCAAAUGGUUGAGAAGAUGACCCAAAUUACGAUAAUGUUCCGACGGAGUAAACUCAAGAUGGAAGAGUACGUCUGUCUCAAGGUUUACAUUCUGUUGAACAAAGAAGUCGAAUUGGAGAGCAUACAGGAACGGUACGUUCAAGUACUUAGGACUUAUCUACAGCACACCGUACCACACAGUCCAAAUCGACUGGCGGACCUGUUAUCCCAUAUACCUGAGAUCCAAACCGCUGCCAGCUUACUUCUGGAGAGUAAAAUGUUCUACGUACCGUUCGUUCUGAACUCUGCCAAUAUUAGGUAGCAGAUGAUCGAACAAGGGAUGAUUGAACCUUUUCAGCAUGAACUGCAUCACCAACAGCAUCAGCAGCAUGACUCAGAUACUACUGGAGAACAACAGCACCAACUGCACGACAUUGAUUUCGCUAAUCAGCACCACCCAUUGACACAGGUUGUGCAGCUAUCAUCGCCAUUGGCCGUUCAACAGCAGAACGUCGCUAAACGACCACUGCCAUCGACCACAAUCGUCAAACAGCAACAACAGCAAAUCGUUCAGCUGCAACCGCGGCAACAACACCACACACUGCCGAACUCCCCGAACAGCAACAACAGUGGUUCUGUGACGAUUUUCGUCAUCAAAACUGUGUUACCUGACGAGUGAUUCUGAUUUCCGCCUGAUUACUUUUUUGAAAGUUUUUAAGUCCCAGUGAUGAACAUCGGAAUGAUUGUGUUUCUUUUUUUACACGAAAGUAGAUUUUUUAUUUGUUUUAAUUUGUUUCAAAAUCGAGUCGAUUCUCGUUUUGUUUUCAUUUUUAAUAUAUGAGCUGUUUUAACUUUUACUGAUUACCUUGUUCUUAUUUUACGAUUUCUCGUUGAGCGUUGAAAGUGUCGUAAAAUAGAGAGGUGAAAACAAUUUUUAACAUAUAAACAGAGUAGUUAUAAAAAGCAUUAUAUACAAACACAUACAAAACUGAAGUAAAUAGAGAGAAAAUAAACAUUUUUGCAUAUACACAAACACACACUCAUAUAUACAGAACAAAAAAAAACUUUUGUCACUGAUAUGUAAAUGGAAAUAUACCUUAUGUAAUAAACAAAAAUGUUUCACUCUAAACCUGAAUGUAUUUGUGCAUUGAUGCCCCGGGCGAUUAAAUGUCAAUGGUCAUUCUAAAGAAGUAGAAUUCGCUUGCGGGUGCCGAGAGCCUACUUUUUGACGCUUGCGCGUGAUGAUUGCUGCAAAAGAAAAAAAAAUCCAAUCGAACACAACUCACACACAAUAGCAUGGAUUCACAUUCGAGGAAAAUUCGAUAUUUUCCACUACUAGGAAGUCUGAAAUUAAAUGCCUUCUAUAUUAUAAAUAGAGAAAAAAAAUGAAAAACACGCGAAAGUAGGUGUAAUUGAUAAGUGAGAAAAAAAGAACGUCAAAAAAUGACAAACUAAAAGGAAAAUUCUCAUAGAAGUAUAUUUGAACAACAGCUACAAAUAUUCGUAUUGAAGACAAGAAUAAAAUAGAACGCCCCGAAGAUAUGUCGUGCAUAAAAUAAGCGUAUAUAAACACAUAUAUUUUUAUAUAUUUAAUUGAUCGAUUCAUUGUUGUUCUUCUUAUCAAUAUUUUUAUUAGCUAAUUUUACAAAACGAAAGUCGUAAAUAUGGCCGCCGCACGCGUGCAGCGGAAAAUGUGUAAAUGUAUUUGCCCAUUGAAAUCGUUUUCGCAAACGAAAGCUAAUAAAACCGAUAAAAUAUUGUAUUGUAAAUUGUCGAACCAGCUGGAGAUGUUUGUAUAGAAAAUGUUUCACGAGAGGACGCACUGAAAGCUACUUUAACCUCUUAUACCUUGUAAAUAUAUCAGAUUCAUAAGCUAUGCUUUUAUAUUUUACGUUUUCAAUGCAUACAUUAGUUGCCUAAGUAACUUGAUGCUUUUAAAGUUAUUCUUUUUCACGAUUGUAAAAACUAUGAACGGCUCGGAAGCGAUUUCUCCCAUGUAUAAAUACAUCUCUGUUAGGUGAUAGCACUUUUCGGAUAGUUAUUUGAAAACGCCUUUAGUUGAGAGUCUCUCGCGGAACCGUUGCCGCUUGUUUUUCUGAUGUUGAUUGCACAUUAUGAAUUGUUGCUAAAUUUACUUUCAAAUAAGCAAUUAUGAAGUUGAAACACAGUAGUUAAAACGGAUUUGCACUCAGAAAACCACGUGGACUUCUUAGGAAAACAAGAAAAAAAUGAUCAAUUGUAAUAUGUAUGUCCAUCGUAGAGAAUCGGAUCGUUCUCUUGGCACAUUUGAUUCACUUCGGUUAUUUUAAGCUACUGAGCUCAUAUUUGGUCACAAGUGUCCUGGUAAUUCUUUACUCUGACAACCAUUUAUUUUUUUCGCAAGAGAACUGUAAUUUCUGUCUCUUUUAUCCUUCUUCUGUUUGGGUUAGAAAUUUUCUCGACUUCGUGGACAUACAGUAUCUAUAUGCUGGUCAAUUAGAAAAAAGCUCUCAGUUAAUUCCUGUGCAAGUGUGCUUAUGAGUAGGCUUGAUAGAGAAACUCCUCUGCGAUGCAAACAUGAAGCGAUUUUGACAUUUUUCUGAGGAGUAAAAACUUCAAAAUUUCAAAUACAGAUCCUCAAGCAAUUUGAAAGAGAGUGCAAAAAAAUGCGAGGAUUUUUUCCUGAUACUCUCUCUCUCUCCUGUUGCUAUGCUCAGCUUUACUCACGCUACAAAAGAACUCUUGAGUGUCCUGCCCGACCAAGACAGGCCUCGGGGAGUUGUGAUGGCACUCAUUUUUGAUGGAAUUUUACUCUGUUGUGUUUAGUGCUGCAUCUUCCUCGCUCGUUUUUCAUUGCCUCUCUGCUUAGCAUUUUUUCGCUCCCUCGCAAAAAGGCAAAGGCAGCACGCUGCUCUAGAGUAUGUCACCGACCUCUGAUGAUGUUGAGGAGUAUUAUCAAGCUUGCUUAUGAGAACACUAAACAGAUUCUGUCCUAGCUGAUUAACUAAAAAUAUCCAUAGAAUGUUUGCAACUGUUAGUGUAGAUGAUAGGUUCCCAAACUUUUCAGGUGCACGAUCCACCUAAACAUUCUUUGCGACCCACCAGGGAAAAAAAUCUAAAGAAAUUUGUUUUUACAUACAACCUUUUGUGUAAACUUUUGCUUAAUUAUCGAUAGGAUUCAAUAACACGGCGUUAAAAAUUACGUAACUCUAAAUCUUUUCAAUAUUGAAAACGUUGAAAUUUUUUGUUCUCUGCAUUUCUACUUGUAUACAUCAAUCAAGUCAGAAAUCCAAAUAUUCCUAUUUGAAAAAUAGCAUUUUUCAUCAUUAUAUGUAUCAAAUUUUCAGAGUCAGAACAAUUAAUGUAGGUACUUCUGAGGAAAAAUAUUCAAAAAAAAACUUCUAUUCUUGGUUACGUUUGAAUGAACUUUCGAUCGAAAGUCGAUUCGCAUUCCCGUCAACGCCAGCGAAAUCAAGUGAUUCAAGGGAUUCGAUCGAAUGUUGAAUCCGCCGUUAACAUAAAAAUAACGGUAAUGAUUCGAACAAGAAACGUUGACAGUUAACUGCAAAUUUUCCUUAUCAAAUUUUCUAAAAUCGUCAUCAAGCAUACUAAAAAUGCCUAUUUCGAAAAUCUUGGUCAAUCUUCUAAUCUUAUGCCCAUUUUUUCUUAAACAAACAAUGUCGAACCAAAAUUUUGUCAGAGUGUUUUAACCUGAAAUACCAAACCAAGAUUUUUUUCUAACGAUCCUCCAGAAACCGGCUCACGAUCACCCUGGGGGUUGCGGCCCACAGUUUGGGAAACUAUGGUCUAGAUAUAACAAGCAGAUUUCAGUUCGCAGAGUAUGUAAAGCCAGCGUUAUAACUUCAUAUAAAUGCUACAUUUUAAGUUAUAAAAAGUAACAGUCCAAAAACUGUAUGAACAUCAGAAAAAUAAGCAGCAACUUUCCUUAUGUACUCGAGUUUAUUAAUGGACGGUGGAUUCUUCCGACUUUCCUCCAUUGGAGCAAGUACACGUACUAUUUACAUUACGGACUGUAGUGGAGCUCAAGCCUCCGCUUUUCCGACACAUCACAAAUAAGCAACGUUUGUUUUUUUUUUAUCUCGACUAAGAUAAUUUGUUCACUAGGUUAGAAGUGAAGAAAACGACCAAAACUGAUACAAUGAUCCUCCUUUUCAAAGCUAAACUAAGAGACAACCCUCUAUUUUUAGGCAAAUUAUUUAUCCAAACUGUUUUUUAUAUUGUAGGUGAAAAGAAAGGGGAAAUUAACGAAACGUACGAGAAAUUUACUCAUUUCGAAAUGUUUAUGAGACUCGUUUUUAUUAAAGUAACUUAAAAUUUUUCUGAUAAGUCUAUUUAUGCAAAAAUAUGUUUUGUUUUCGACGUGGAUUUUUUUCCAAUGCCAGAAGCUACAUUUUUUAGCUAGUACGUGCGUUUAUGGAACGAUAUGAAACCAAAAAUUUAGGAAAGCUAAUAUUGUAUUUGUAAAAAGUAACGAAUUAACAAAAAAAAAUUCUCAUCGCCUUUCGUCAGGAGAGAAGUAAAUUGUUUUCGCAUCAUAAGCCCUUCGCCAUUUUUGUUAUCUCUGUACCACAAAUGAAAAAAAAAAAA